ACAAACGUGGAUCAACUCACUGCUCAGAUGUCACAACUGUCAAUACCAGAUCAGGCAAGGAGUGGCCCUGGGUCUCGUACCGAUUCUGGUCCUACUUCCUCGAUGGAAGGGUCAGGAAAAGCCUCAUCGGCGUCAGACGAGUCCAAUCUAGCAGAGCAAAUCAGCUGUCUCAAGCCAAACGGACCCCGCUAUUGGGCUCAAGAAUGGGCGAAGUGCGGUACUUAUAGAUUUUGCUGUUUGCUUAUUGAAUGUGGCAGUGGCUGCAAAAGCGAAUGUAAUAGAUAUUUAAGAUGAAGACUUCACGAUCGUGUCGCAAUCCAUGCACAUGCUUAUCUUCAUGUUACUCGCCUUAUUGUUCACUUUUAAUCGCAUUCCUCCAUCUUCAUUUGUCAGGUCCCUUUACACCAACACCAAUAGUGUUUUGUGGCGCGAUGUGGGUUUGGGCUGUGAUGAUUGCGCCAG
Molecule: messenger RNA, 462 nt
Organism: Amoebophrya sp. A25
Lineage: Eukaryota; Dinophyceae; Syndiniales; Amoebophryaceae
Source: the annotation of a GenBank genome assembly